UCUUGCACUCGCUCAGCAGAUGGAACUCUCCAAAGUCCUGCAAACCCUCAAGACCUUUGCGCCCUUGCGCCUCGCCGAGUCGUGGGACAACGUGGGCCUGCUGGUCGAGCCGGUGACCAAGCGCCGGCCGAUCGACAAGAUUCUGCUGACCAUCGACCUGACCGAGCGCGUUGUCGACGAAGCCGCGCAGCACAGCAUCCCGCUCAUCAUUGCGUACCACCCGCCAAUCUUUGCCGCGCUCAAGAAGCUCACAGCCGGAGCAACCAAGGAACGCAUUGCAGUCAAGGCGAUCGAGCAUGGCAUUGCCAUCUACAGCCCGCACACGAGCUACGACUCGGUGCAGGGCGGCAUCAACGACUGGCUCGCGUCCGGGCUCGGCGAGGCCUCCGCCAUCAGCGUGCUGCAGCCGCACACGUUCCAUCACGACGGCGACUCGCAAACCUCGAGCGGUACGCAUCGCGCAAGUGUCUACGGCCUGGCAGGCCAGCUUGCCGAGCUCAGGACGGCCAUUGCCUCGAUUCUCGGUUCUGAGAGCUCCUUUGCAACAUUUUCGUCCAACGACAGCGCCUCCAGAAGCAAGCUCGAGUUCAAGUGCCAGCAAUCGCACCUCGGGUCGCUUGCCGCUCUGCUUGCCAAGCAUGCUGGCAACGGCGUGACCUGGGAGACACACUCGCUCGAAAAGCUGCCACAGCCUGGCACGGGUCAGGGCCGACUCGUCACCUUGGCCCAGCCAACGCCGCUUCCCCAGCUGCUGACCAAAAUCAAGGCGCACCUGCAGGUGGAGCAUGUCCGCAUCGCUCUCCCAUCGGCGGCGGUACCAGCCGCCCAAGUGCCUCCGAAAACGCAAGCUGCUGCAUUGGAGCAUGCCAAGAACGUGCUCGUUCAAAAGAUUGCGUUGUGCGCCGGUUCGGGCUCGUCCGUGAUGCGCGGAGUGCGUGCCGACGUCUACCUGACCGGUGAGAUGGGGCAUCAUGACGUCCUUGACGCGGUGAGCAGUGGCGCCGCCGUCGUCCUCUGCGAGCACACCAACACUGAGCGUGGCUACCUCGCAAAGCUCCGCGAGAGUCUUGCCGAGCUGUUUGGCACUGCCGGAGUUCAAGUGACAGUUUCUCAGCAGGACGCCGACCCCCUCGUUAUCGUAUAAGAUUGUGUGAGGAGGUUUCGAGCAAUAUUUUGAGCAAUAUCUUGUUUUUUCGUAUGCAACAGCAACAAC
This is a messenger RNA of Capsaspora owczarzaki ATCC 30864, 1213 nucleotides long. Its product is annotated as NIF3-like protein 1. Bases 20 to 1144 code for a protein of 374 amino acids. The record is from RefSeq and is a predicted model, not a curated record. The transcript is spliced from 2 exons. NCBI's taxonomy places the organism in Eukaryota, Filasterea, Ministeriida, Capsasporidae. Gene Ontology annotation, cellular component: mitochondrion; cytoplasm.